AUGUAUGGACCUCAUAUGACUGUUAUACGCCACAUCCGGCAGGCGUCGUCGACCUACGAGCUGAAGGAUGCGCGCAGACAGACGGUGUCGCGGAAGUUGGAUGAUAUACGCCGCAUGCUCUUAUACUUUGGCAUCAGCGUUGAGAACCCCAUCUUUGUACUUAAUCAGGAAGCUUCGCGCGAGUUCCUCAAAGAUCUCGAACCGGCUUCGAAUUAUAAAUUGCUUAUGAAGGCAACGCAGCUGGAUUUAUGCGCUACCAGCUUAACGCAAUGUCAUGAGCAAAGUGAACACUUUAAUCAGGAUGUGGACAUACUUCAAAUGAAAAAGAAAAAGCUGUCAAAUGCGUGCCGGGAGGAGGAGGAAAAGCUAACAAUGCUCAAAAAUAAAGAAGCUAUAAAGGUUCAAUUAAAAGAUGCUAAUACCAUGCUGGCCUGGUUAAAAGUAACUAGAAUCCAGACUGAACUCACGAAAAUGGAGCAUUCUCUUAAAAUCAUUGAGAAGAAGAACUGUGAACUAUUGGAGAAAACAACGCAAAAGGACUUGACCCACGAUUCCCUUUCAAAACAAAUAGAAGUUUUUAAUGCUGCGAAGGAAGAAAUUCAAAAGAGAUAUGAAGCUCAAGAUGCUAAGCUAAGAUCCGCAAAACGAGUCGUUCAAGAUUGCCUCAUGAAAGGCAGUUCAAUCAGAGCGAACAUUAAUAAUGUAGAUAAACGUCUGAAGGAAGAACAGGCUACCUACGAAGGCUGUAAAAAUCAUAUGAAUAACUAUCAUGCUGACUAUAACGAGGUCAAGCGACUGCGAGAGAGCAAUAACGCCAAACUGGCGGAGCUCAAAGCAAAGGUGGAAGAAAAAAAUAAUCUCAUUGCACAGCUGCGAGAAGAACAGAACGACGUGAAGGGUCGUUUGCCGGCUGCUAAAGAGCAUGUGGAAUAUGUGAGAAAUGAGCUCGUCCAAUUGCAAAAAAAAGAACAAUCGCUUCAACUUGAAAUGGAAUCGCUGUUGCGCAAUAAAUCGAAUAAGAUGUCUGUGUAUGGUGACAAUGCACUGAAAGUAGCUUUGGCUCUGAAGAACCAAUACGGGAAGAACGAUCACCUAAUGCCACGCGGACCGAUUGGCAUGUGUAUAACAGUGCCUAAUUCCAAGUACCGAGACCUGAUCGAGAAUCAACUGUCGCAUUGUUUACGUUCCUAUAUUGUUAACAGCGACAAGGAUCGCAUAUCAUUACGAGCUAUUUUGCAGAGAACAUAUACAAGCGGCAUACCCACAAUUGUCACUAGUGCCUUUUCAAAUCGAGUUUACAAUGUUUCCAAGCAUAAAGUACGAGCCAGUGGACCAAAUAUGACAGUGCUGAUGGAUGAGAUAAGGUGUGAUGAUCCAGUUGUAAUGAAUUAUCUUAUUGAUACCAUGCGCAUUGAGACGGUGUUGGUUACCGAUUCUAAAGAGACUGCCGAAUUUCUGACUUCAAACUCCGAAAAUAUACCCCCAAAUAUGUCUCGGGUAUUGGUACCAAAUCUUGAACUGGAAUAUUGUCCCUCGCCAAACUAUGCUGUUUACUCCAUUCGCAUAAAUUCAGCCAGAUUCAUUCAGGUCAAUGUUGAUGAUCGAAUUCAACAAAUGAAUGCCGAGCAAGCAAAUGUACGAGAGCGCAGUGCGAUGCUACAGCCCCAAUACGCUGAUUUUAAAAGAGCGCUUGAUAUCGAUAUUCAAGCGAUAAAGCAAAAAAGUGCGCAAAUUGAGGCACAUCAUUCCGAGAUAACAAAAUCCUUACCAAAAAUUAUGGAUAUUGAAAAUUUCGAAUACCGCGAAUUACCCGCACUAAAUGUGCUUGAAACCCAUUUAGCCAGCAGUGCUGAGAAAAUGGAAAAGUGCAAGCAGGAAUACAAACAUUUUGAAGAACAACUACGAGAGAUCAAUGAACGUAAAGCGCUCGCUGAGCAUGAAGUAAAUGGUGAACAAAGUGCACUCCACCUAAUAAACCAAAAAGCAUUGGAAAUUGACGCAGAGCAACAAGAAUUGCAAAAUAAAAUUCGCGAUUUAGAUCGUAAUUUUGAAGAAAAUCAGCGUCGUUUCAAGAAAACAAACGAAUUGAUGCAAUCGAUGUUGGGAGAACAAAAGGAUUUGACGAAGAAUUUGGAAAACGCACGUCAAGAGGCCGAAAAAGUUGGUGACUUCAUCGAAACCAAUAAAACGGAGGAGCGAAUUCGCGAUAAGAUCAGUAAUUAUAAAGCAAAGAUCAAACAUUUCGAGUCUAUGAAUAUUGUCAGUGAAGAGGUGCAAAGCAAACUAGCAUCACUUCACGAAGAUCUUCAAGCACUAACAGAACAUUUGAAUCAAAUUUUAAGUAUUGUGGAAAAAUUGCGUUUAGCAUAUCGUACUCGCGCCCAGCGCUUCUUACGCUCGCGAUUUCACUUUUUUACCAUGGUUCAAUUUCAAUUCAAGCAAGCGCUCGCGUGUCGAAGAUUUGAUGGAGAUUUGACACCUGAUCAUAAGCAAAAAACUUUAGAAAUAAAAGUUUACCCACCGAGUGGUAAUAAGACGGCCAAUACGAAAAGUUUAUCCGGCGGCGAAAGGUCAUUCACGACGGUUUCCUUAUUGAAAGGUCUUUGGAGUACCUCUGAUCAUCCAUUUUAUUUUUUAGAUGAAUAUGACGUUUUUACAGAUGAAGUGAAUCGGACGUUUAUUACAAAACUACUUAUACAAGAGGGUUUGGAUUUUCAAAACAGACAGUAUUGUUUUCUCACACCUCAGGACACUAAAGUUGAUGCCCACCCCUUGAUUAAAAUUCACAAACUAGCGACACCAGAACAUUAAAGUGUGACAGGAAGUUGUAAAGUUGCUAGACAACGAUAUGGCGUUUCAAAAAAUUUGAUUUGUUACAUUAUUAUUAUUUACAAUAAAGUUUAGUGUUUAAUAAA
This is a messenger RNA of Drosophila sulfurigaster albostrigata, 2915 nucleotides long. It is a transcript of the gene SMC6, whose product is annotated as structural maintenance of chromosomes protein 6. Gene Ontology annotation, molecular function: damaged DNA binding; single-stranded DNA binding. Gene Ontology annotation, cellular component: nucleus; site of double-strand break; Smc5-Smc6 complex. NCBI's taxonomy places the organism in Eukaryota, Metazoa, Arthropoda, Insecta, Diptera, Drosophilidae. The coding region runs from base 1 to 2811 and encodes 936 amino acids. The transcript has 11 exons. The record is from RefSeq and is a predicted model, not a curated record. Gene Ontology annotation, biological process: double-strand break repair via homologous recombination.